AUGCCGUUGGAUCUGGAGGAGGAACGGUACAUCCACGAGGACUUGGAGCGUCUUGAGCAGGGCAUCGCAGACCGACUGCGCGAUGAUCCCAAGCACAUCCGAAAUCGCCUCAACCGGGACCAUGAGAUUGCACAGUUGCUGGAGCAAAUGCAGCAGCAGUCUAGAAACCUAGCUCGAAUCUACAAGGAUGGUGCCAAGACAAAGGAGCGCGAGCUCGAGCAGUUGCAGACGGGCGAUCCGUUUGCCCAGUUCUACAGCCAGCUCAACGAGCUGCGAGAGCACCAUUCCAGAUACCCCAAUGAGCAGGCAGAAAACUCGGAGAUGCGCUACAAGCCAAAGCAGUCUGGCGAUGGCACAGGGCAGAUGCCGUCCAUUGUCGAAACGCUCUUCUCUGGAGAGGAAGCGUACGGCCGGUUUUUCGACCUGAAUAUCUGCCACGAGGCGUUUCUCAAUCUGCCCAACGUCAAACGACUCUCCUAUCUGCAGUACCUCGAAAGCUUUGACAACUUUGGUCCCGGCUACGGUGGCCUCAAGAGAGUCGAGAAACUCACGGAUCAGUACUUCAAGUAUGUUGGUGAUCUCGCCGACUAUCUUAGGUCGUUUCGGGAACGAACCCGCCCCCUGGAGGAUACCAAAAAAGUCUUGGCCGAGUUUGACCAAGAGUUCGAGACGGCUUGGAACAAGGACGAGGUUCAAGGCUGGCAGCUGGAAACACCCUCGACGACCGGGGCAUCCAAAGACCCAAACAAUGUCACGGGUGUGUGGUGUGCCGACUGCGAAAAGGUGUUUACGAACAAAAACGUGUACAAAGGUCACCUUACCGGAAGAAAGCACAAAAGGGCUGCCGAGCAGAGAAAGAACCGGCAAGAAGCCGAUGAGCGCGCCAUCGCGGAGCGCGAGUAUCGUGUCAAGCGUCUUGCAGCUUCGAUGAGCACUGAGCGAAGUGACACUCGUGUCAACGUGGAGCGCAAGCAAGGAAUGACGGAGCGCGAGCGCCAGCAGGAACUCGAUAACCUCCUCAACGUCUCCGAGGCGCCCAAGGCAGGAGCUCAAGGCGAGGAGGAGGACGGCGAAGACGGCGAAGAGAAGAUUUACAACCCCCUCAAGCUGCCCCUGGCGUGGGAUGGCAAGCCCAUUCCGUUCUGGCUCUACCGACUGCACGGGUUGGGCGUGGAGUUCCACUGUGAAGUAUGCGGCAACUUUGUCUACAUGGGACGGCGGGCCUUUGACAAGCACUUUGGCGAGCCCCGACACAUCUACGGCCUCAAAUGUCUGGGAAUCACCAAUGUGACCCUGUUCAGAGACAUCACCAAGAUCGAAGAGGCACUGAAGCUGUGGGACAGGCUCAAGCAGGAGGAGCAGAAGUCCAAGGUGGACGAGGGAAGUAUCGUGCAGAUGGAGGAUGGCGAGGGCAAUGUCAUGCCGGAGAAGGUCUACAACGACUUGCAGAAGCAGGGCUUGCUUUGA
Messenger RNA from Hirsutella rhossiliensis, 1467 nucleotides. Its product is annotated as pre-mRNA-splicing factor SF3A3, of SF3a complex, prp9 domain-containing protein. Gene Ontology annotation, molecular function: RNA binding; zinc ion binding. Lineage: Eukaryota; Fungi; Ascomycota; Sordariomycetes; Hypocreales; Ophiocordycipitaceae. Gene Ontology annotation, cellular component: nucleus; spliceosomal complex. Gene Ontology annotation, biological process: mRNA splicing, via spliceosome. The transcript is spliced from 3 exons. Bases 1 to 1467 code for a protein of 488 amino acids. The record is from RefSeq and is a predicted model, not a curated record.